AUGAAAGCAAGAAGAGAAUCUAAGGAGGAAAAAGAGGCCUCGCGAGAACGAGAGAGAGCAGACAAUAUUGUCUGCUGCCGUUGCUGCAGCAGCAGCAGCAGCAGCAGCAGCAGCAGCAGCAACAGAUUCAGCAGCAGCAGCAGCAGGAGCAACAGAUGCGGCAGCAGCAACAGAUGCAGCAGCAAUAGACACCACCAACAGCAGCAGCAGCAGCACCAACCGCAGCACCAGCACAAGCAGCAGCAACAGCAGCAACAACAUCAGCAGCAGCAGCAGCAACAGCAGCAACAGCAGCAGCAGCAGCAGCAGCAGACCUCCUGUGGUAGUUUGAGUAUAAGUGGGUGGUUCUGA
This is a messenger RNA of Eimeria mitis, 351 nucleotides long. RefSeq lists its product as uncharacterized. The record is from RefSeq and is a predicted model, not a curated record. The transcript has a single exon. The coding region runs from base 1 to 351 and encodes 116 amino acids. NCBI's taxonomy places the organism in Eukaryota, Apicomplexa, Conoidasida, Eucoccidiorida, Eimeriidae.